Molecule: messenger RNA, 2211 nt
Organism: Pundamilia nyererei
Lineage: Eukaryota; Metazoa; Chordata; Actinopteri; Cichliformes; Cichlidae
Gene: lix1l
Product: limb and CNS expressed 1 like
Exons: 6
Coding region: 409-1479 (356 amino acids)
Biological process (GO): autophagosome maturation
Cellular component (GO): cytoplasm
Source: RefSeq, a predicted model, not a curated record
ACACAGGUGGGGGGGAGGGAAGGAAAUUAGCCCAUUAAAAACACAGUCCGUGUAACAAUGAACAGGUGCAAUAAAAUAAAAAGAAUACCAGCUUACAAACACACAUUAGAAAACGUGUACAGCCUGACUGUAAAUGCAUUUCACAGUGUAGAAGAAACAGGAUACGAGGGGUCCUUGAAGGCAGCACUUGACUGACAGUCCCGCAGUCUAAUCCAGGGAGUGAGGACUCAGCAGCUCCGUUAUGUGUCGAAUCAACGUCGGCUCGGCGCUUACAGGCUGUGACUGAGAAAAACCCUGCCGUACUUCGCUCAUUCAGCUCUUAAAGCUCACUUUUUCAGCUCAAGCCGUCGGGCUCCUCGCUACAGAUUUGCUCCUUUGCCGGGACUCCGCAGACGUUACGUCGGGACAAUGGAAUCCAACGUUAUCCCGGACAGUGUCCGCCAUCAGCGGCUACAGCCGGGCAUCGGAUUCAGUUCGGGAGCGACCGGGACCCUCCGCUCCUCUCUCCGGCCCGGGGUUACGGUCCCCAUCGCACCGUUGCUGUCCUCUCCGGCCUCUCUGGCGGCGUCCUCCGGGCCUCCUCCCCCGCCGCCUCCGCUGCAGCUCCACAGCCUGUACGGCGGAAUGGGAGCGGGGCUGGGGCCGGGGGCUAGCGGUCACUGUAACCCGGGGAACCCGGCCGUGCUGAAGGAGGCGGUGGAGGCUGUGGUUCGCAGCUUCGCCAAACACACGCAGGGUUACGGCAGAGUGAACGUGGUGGAGGCUUUGCAGGAAUUUUGGCAGAUGAAGCUGACCAGAGGAGCCGACCUGAGGAACGGAGCCCUCGUUGUUUAUGAAAUGGUCCCGUCCAACAGCCCUCCUUAUGUUUGCUAUGUUAGCCUUCCAGGCGGCAGCUGCUUUGGAAGUUUCCAGUUCUGUCCCACAAAGGCAGAGGCGAGACGCAGCGCCGCCAAAAUAGCCCUGAUGAACUCCGUUUUUAACGAACAUCCCUCGCGUCGGAUUACAGACGACUUCAUUGAGAAGAGCGUGAAUGAGGCGUUGGCCUCCUUUAAUGGAAACAGAGAAGAGGCCGACAACCCCAACACAGGGAUCGGGGCGUUUCGCUUCAUGCUCGAGUCCAAUAAAGGAAAGUCCAUGCUGGAGUUUCAGGAGCUGAUGACUGUGUUCCAGCUGCUGCACUGGAACGGAAGCCUCAAAGCCAUGAGAGAACGGCAAUGUUCCCGACAGGAGGUGCUGGCUCACUACUCCCAUCGGGCUCUGGAUGAUGACAUGCGCACUCAGAUGGCCGCCGACUGGGUGAACCGAGAGCAGAGUGUAGCGGGCACCAUCGCGCAGGAGCUGGCCACGACAGAGCGGGAACUAGAGGACGCCAGGCUGGCGGGCAGAGAACUGCGUUUUUACAAAGAGAAGAAGGACAUCCUCAUGUUAGCUGUGGGUCAGCUCAGUGCAGCCAACACCGCCACUCUGCCAUCACACUAAACCAACCGUAUGGAAACAUGCCUUCGCACUCCGUAGGAUUCCUGGUAACAGUAUUGAUCACUUCAUAGGUGACUUCUCAGAACGUUUUAGGUUUUGUUUUGUUUCGUGUACCAGGUAAUCAAGCCUUGACUUACAGUAUGCACAUCUUGUCCAUAAAACAAAUACUAGCCGCUAUAGCCCGUUACCUCUUUGUGCCUAGUAAUUACAGGAUGACAGUGCUUUUUCUCUAGAUGCCUGUAAAAGUGCUCGGCAUUCAAUGUGACUGGGAUUUACAUGUUUUGUUUUCAUUAUUUCAUACUGUACUUACUCAAAGUAGACCUAUGGAGACAAAACCUUUAUGGAUCAGUGAAUGUACGGGGCAUAAAAUGACCCAUCAGACCAAAACCUAAUGAGGUAUAGCUCCUGUGUUUCUUCUCGGCUUCGGUUUGUUUUGGUUGGUUGUAGUAUUUGGGAUGGGAAGAUGCCAAAAUUGAUGACGCAAGAAGCCUGUGUUUGUUCAUGAAUAAAGCACAGGAACAGAGGUCACCCACUCAGCAAGAUAUGAAUGAAGGGGAUAAAAGAUCCCAGCUAAUAUCACCGGUUUUCUGUAAUGGAUGUGCAACCUGCUCCUACAGGUUUUUUAUGGGAAGCAGCCUCUAAUAAUACUAGACUUCUAGUAAGCACAGAAAUACACUUAUUGACUCAUGUAAUAAUAAUUUGUGGGUAAUUUGCAAAAGAAGAAACAUGUCAGCA